This is a messenger RNA of Fraxinus pennsylvanica, 564 nucleotides long. The record is from the annotation of a GenBank genome assembly. Lineage: Eukaryota; Viridiplantae; Streptophyta; Magnoliopsida; Lamiales; Oleaceae.
AUGUUAUUUGGGUGUGCAAAGUUAGAUAAUUCCAAGGACAAGGAAGAGUGUGCACAAUCAUUGGUUGGUUUAGCAACAUGUCUUCCUUAUGUUGGGGGUACUGCCAAAGCCCCCACACCAGAUUGCUGCAGUGGCCUCAAACAAGUGCUGAAAACAAACAAGAAGUGCCUCUGUGUGGUUAUUAAAGAUAGAAAUGAUCCAGAUUUAGGCCUCAAUAUCAAUGUUACACUUGCUUUAAAUCUUCCUCAAGUUUGCAAUACCCCUGCCAAUGUUUCCCAAUGCCCUGAUCUCCUUAACUUGCCUCCAAAUUCACCAGAUGCUCAAGUGUUCUAUCAAAUUGGUAAAAGUUCCAGCAAUAAUACUGCAAGCUCCCCAGUAGCAGGAAGGCCAGUUCCUACAGUUGAAGCCAAUUCUACAAGUGCACCUGCAGGAACCAGUAGUACUCCUGGAACAAGUGCACAGCAAAAAAAUUGUGGUUCUUGCAUAAGAAACAAAUGGCUUGGAAUGGAAACAUUUGGUGGAUUAAUCCUAUUGUGGGGUUUCAGUUCAAAUUUGUUAAUGUAA